GACGGAGUCUUCUUUGACGCGAAAUAUGGCGAGCGCAAAGCGGAAACGAACCGACGAUGAGGUAGAAACCUCAACUCCACGCAAACUACGUACUCGAGCCGCAAACGAGGAUGAACCGGACGAAGAGGCAGUUCCUGAGGUCUCAACUCCGUCCAGAAGAACGAGAGGUCGACAGAUAGUUGAGGAUGGGACUCCGAAAUCCAUUUUGAAGAAGAGUGGAGCCUUCAAUGGAGUCAGCGGAACCACUCCGAAAUCGCAUCGUAAACUCCUUUUUACUACUCCGUCCAAGUCCGGCAAAACCGAGACACCAAACGGUCUCCCUACUAUAGUUCGCAAUGCAGACCGCAGCGCUCGACGAAAAAGCAACAGGAAGCUUCUAGAACGUACCCUAAACGGAGCAGACAGCGAUGAGGAGGCCCUAGACGAAGAGGAUACAUUAGCACAGCAGAUCUUGAGCGAUGAGGAAGAAGAAGACGUGCAGGGACAAGAUGCUCCAGAUAUAGGGGAGCAAGAGGAUAUACAGAUACCGGAAACCCCGUCGAAACGUGCAAGAGGCCGACCCAAAGGCUCGGGCAGGCAGCGGAAACAACGCUCCCCGACUCCACCUCAGGAUCUCCCUCCGUAUGAGGAAUAUUUUUGGCAGAAUCGCGCUGGCGGAAACAAAACUUCUAACAACACACUGUCCGCCCAGUGCCUUCUCAAUCACGAUGAAUAUUUCCAGGCAAUGCAGUGCUAUGAAGACCAUCACAACUCCGAGAAAGAAUUUCUUUUAGAGUUGCAUAGCCGUGCAUUCAAUCAAUGGAUAUUCGAGCUAGAAGAAGGGUUCAAUGUCUGCCUAUAUGGAUAUGGCUCGAAGAGGCCAAUAACUGAAAGAUUCACGGCGCAUCUCUACGACCACCUUUGCGGGCAAUCCCCAUACAUGGGGUCAAAGAAGACUCCCAAGAUCGUGGUCAUUAACGGGUAUACCUCAGGAACUACCAUGAAGGAAAUCUUGAAUACUGUGGCAUCGAUCAUUAUACCCCCAAAUACCAAGACACCCAACCAACUAUCUUCUUUGCUUGCAUUUCUCCUCGAUCGUCUCUCCGAGUCACCACCUUCGCAUCCGAUACCAAUUAUUCUCAAUUCGGUCGACUCACCGUACCUUCGAAAAUCCCCAACUCCGUCAAUGCUAGCGAGCCUUGCCGCACAUCCUUUCAUAAACCUCUUCUGCACAGCGGACUCGCCCAACUUCCCUCUCCUCUGGGAUGUUGGGCUCAAAGCGCAGUUUAAAUUUCUCUUCCACGACGCUACCACGUUCGCACCGUACGACGCUGAGAUCGACGUCGUAGAAACUGUAAAUGAACUUCUAGGCCGCAGUGGUAGAAGAGUUGGUGGCAGAGAUGGAGUGGGCUUCGUCUUGCGCUCCUUGCCCGAGAACGCUCGGUCUCUCUUCAGAAUCCUUAUCACGGAGCAGUUGGCUGUGCUCUUAGCUGAUGAUGAUGACCGUGGGGCCAACGGAGACGGUCCUACUGCCACUCCACGCAACAAAAGGAUUGUCUCAACCAAAAAUAUCCUGCCAGAAGCUACUCAAGGGGUUGAAUACCGUGUUUUAUAUCACAAAGCCGUGGAAGAGUUUGUUUGCUCCAGCGAAGUAGGAUUUAGAACACUGCUCAAGGAGUUCCAUGACCAUCAGAUGAUUGAGAGUAGGAAGGAUGCAAUGGGUACUGAGAGGUUAUGGGUGCCAUUCAGACAAGAGGAGUUGGAAGGUCUCGCGGAAGACCUGUCAGGAGAUUCGUUCUAAUUGGCACUCUAUGAUACCUAACUCAGCCGUUUAUUUGAUAGUUAUUUUUAAGUUUCACAAACUUCUGACCCUGCACCCCUUUCAUGGUUGUGCAUGACUUUCCUCUUCACAUUUCAUAAGUUCCUCUGUUUCUCUGAAAGGAUUCACCCUGAAAUUCAUGGCUAUUGUCUUAUGGCUUAUUUGAGGGCUACAUCUGUAUCCCGUCACUCUUUCCUAGGCUUAGCGUAGCGGGUCUCAAAGGCUCUCCUUCCCCACUACUUCAUUAAGCAUUCGUGGAUCUCACUAUGUAUAGCUCGGACAUAUUUUGUGGUUGUGAUAGCUUCUUAGCGCAGCGUGGAAUCGAGAUCAGACGGUGCUGAGGGUAUAAACACCUCGACCAGGCAUUAUGAAC
This is a messenger RNA of Lindgomyces ingoldianus, 2171 nucleotides long. Its product is annotated as ORC2-domain-containing protein. Gene Ontology annotation, biological process: DNA replication. Bases 26 to 1780 code for a protein of 584 amino acids. The record is from RefSeq and is a predicted model, not a curated record. Gene Ontology annotation, molecular function: DNA replication origin binding. Gene Ontology annotation, cellular component: nucleus; nuclear origin of replication recognition complex. The transcript has a single exon. NCBI's taxonomy places the organism in Eukaryota, Fungi, Ascomycota, Dothideomycetes, Pleosporales, Lindgomycetaceae.